AUGCUUUCCCCGGACAGGUUUAAUUUGAAAUUAUACAAUACUUUGCGAGGUCAUCAAAAUAAAAUUGCCCAAAUACGGUGGAAUUCGAAUUCUAGACAUAUCUUGUCGGCGAGUCAGGAUGGCUAUAUGAUUAUUUGGGAUACGGUUAGUGGGUUUAAGAAGCAUGCUAUAUCGUUAGAGAACCAAUGGGUUCUAGCGUGCGCUAUUGCCCCUAAUGGAGAAAGUGUUGCAUCUGGGGGUUUGGACAAUACUUUGACAGUGUACAAUAUAAAACCCCGAAAUUAUCAAUAUGGGGUGCAAGAUCAAUACCAAACAUCAAUCAAAUCGUUAUUCAAGGGCCACAAGGCCUACAUCUCUGAUUGCGAUUAUAUUAGCAAUGAGAAGCUCAUCACUUCCAGUGGUGACAUGACGUGCAUAAUGUGGGACAUUAAUAAGGGAGGAAAAGUAAGAGAUUUCGUGGAUCAUAUUGGCGACGUGUUAGUGUUAGCCAAAUUCUCUGAUAGUCAAGGCCAUCCCGAAUCACCUAUAUUUGUCUCUGGAAGUUCAGAUGGGUAUGCCAAAAUAUGGGAUCUUAGGUGCCAGUUUGCGGUGCAAAGUUUCCCAGUAUCAAACAGCGAUAUUAACUGCAUUAAGGUAUUCCCAGAUAACCAUUCGUUCAUGACAGGCUCAGAUGACGGGAUUAUACGACUUUUUGACAUGAGAUCUGAUUGCGAGUUGAGCAAUUAUUCUUUGUCGGCCAACCUUCAUAAACUAGAUCUCAGUAAUUUGCGUCCACCGGUCAGUGGAUCGUAUUCAGGAAGCCCAAUUGAUCAAAUAAGUAGAGUUGAUUCAACUAGCUCCAGUUAUGAUACUCCUGGGGUAGUGUCGCUAGAUUUUAGCAGAUCGGGCAGGUUAUUAUAUAGCUGCUACUCGGACUAUGGUUGUAUCAUAUGGGACACUCUAAAGGGUAAUAUUGUUGGUGCCUUGGGAAUGGCUGGCCAUUUAAAUAAAGUUAAUCAAGUGAGUUCGAGUCCUGAUGGUCUAAUUAUCUGUACAGCGUCAUGGGAUCAGACCAUAAAGGUUUGGUCCGUGUAG
Debaryomyces fabryi is the source of this 1074-nucleotide messenger RNA. RefSeq names its product G protein subunit beta (gene STE4). Gene Ontology annotation, biological process: G protein-coupled receptor signaling pathway. The record is from RefSeq and is a predicted model, not a curated record. Lineage: Eukaryota; Fungi; Ascomycota; Pichiomycetes; Serinales; Debaryomycetaceae. Gene Ontology annotation, cellular component: heterotrimeric G-protein complex; cytoplasm. The coding region runs from base 1 to 1074 and encodes 357 amino acids. Gene Ontology annotation, molecular function: protein binding; signaling receptor complex adaptor activity. The transcript has a single exon.